AUGGAAGUUCCGUCGCGGGCAUCGUUCCUCGGAAUGGACGAGGUCGACGGAUCGUAUCGAGGACUCCCUUCCCUCUACCUAGGGCUGUUGGCUGCCUGGUCGAUCUCGACAUUCUACUGGGGUGUCAACACAUGGAGAAAUCGACACUUCCAGGUUCUUGAGGCAGUCCCUCGACAUUCUACUGGUCUGUCUGUCAUUUGUCUGUGGGCAGCCACCCUCGGUGAUAUUUUCGUCACUGCUAUGUAGGCUUUAGUUUUCUCCUCGAUCUUGCAAUUCUCUUUGUUCCUUACCGCGUGACAUCCGUUCUUCCCGCCUCCCUUCCGUCAGUUCGGUGGUUUUAGGUUUCUUCGUUCAGGUCUGACAUUAGGUGAGCGUACAUUCUCGGUACAAAUGAUUUAUCCCUUCGUCUUGCUCAGUUGUUGCUUUGAUCUUAUGUGUAUUUUCAUCCCUUUGGAUCAAUGAAAUGUGGAUAUAGAGGUUUCAACAUCAUUUUAAGUCCAUCUUUUAGACGUCCGUAGAAAUUUAACGCGUUUUCUCUGAACUAUGACUCAUUUUCCGCCGCGUCUUUUCGAUUUUGCAUUGGCCGUGAUCCACGUACUUAAAGAAGGAAAUUAGUAUGCCUUCAACAUCAUAUUUCUGAAGAAAUCCAGAGAGAUUGAUGAUCUGUGUUCUUUUACUUGAAUCAUGUAUUAUUUUCAUACUCUCCGCUAUAUUCUUUUUUUAGAUGAAUAUUUAACUAUUAAUUCCCUUUAUGUAUUGAACGGAUAUGACUGUGCAGCUAAACAAUCUACAAUGGAUCUUGGCUUCGGCUCCGUUGACCAAGGUUCUACAACUUGGGCUUUCCCUCCUGUUCUGGUAAGAUUUUCAUCGGCCAUCUCUGUUUUGCUGCAUCCCAAAAUAGCGGUUCUGUCCCAUGAUACUCUGCUUUUCAGUUCAAAAAAUGCAUGCCUAUUUCAGUACUCUGAUAAGCUAUCCAAAUUUGUAUUUCAAGAUCCCUCUCCAUAUAAUCAACCACCCAAAUAGUUAAAAAGUAAGUGAAAAAGGGGAUUAAAUCAUGCUAAAAUAGUAACUAUACUCUUCACCGAAGGAAACAAUCUGUGAGAUGUUGUCUGAUGGGAUGAUCUAAAUUGUUUUUCAUCGUGAGCUAGGAACAUAUGAAGAAUUAUUUUUUAUGAAAAGGUUUAGCCUUUUUUUUUUGGCACAAUUUGAAGAAUUUUGUUACUAUGCUUCUGCAUCUUAAUCUCAUAUUGGACGUUUGGAGCAAUGUGCUCGUGUUUUGGUAAAAAGAUGGUACUUGUGAUGUAAAAGUACCCUGGCCAUUACAACUGUGAUCCUCUGAGAAUGAAUGCAUUAUUUUGAGAUAUAUAUUAUAUAAAUUAUGUUGAAAUUUCUUGUUAUAAACUAUCUGUGUUUUAAAUUUGGAAUUGAAAAGCUAACUAGCAUUUACUUUUGCUAUUUUGUGUGUGUAUUUUCAGGCACUCAUGUUACAACCUUGAGACAUGCUCUCUAUGGAUGUCUUUUGGAGUCUAUGUCUCUGGAAUAUUUUAUCAGACUACAACUUUUGUGUGUUUCCUGCUAAUUUCACAUGGGUAUUGCAUCAUGUGUGAGCAACUCUCCAUCAAUGAGCAACGUAGAACAGCUACACUAGCAUGUUUCUUGUACUUCACCCUUGUUGGAUACAGAGCGGAUGUACCAUAUUCCACUGUGAGUGUCAGAUUCUACGCUCAGAUUUUUGCCUUUUUAGAUGGAUACUACGUGGAGCAAGUUCUGAUUCCAAUGACCCUUUUCAAUGCCAUGUGUUCCAUUUUUUCCUUUUUUUGAGCCUGGAGACGUGUCAUGAUUUGAUUUUUCAGGUCAAAGGAGCCAAAGAGCUAAAAUAUCUUUGUUUUCAAUGCAGGUAUUCAUGCUCCUUUGCUACUUUUUGGCUUUCUACAUGAUAUUCUGCCAUAUCUCGCAGAACCUCGUAGCAUUGAGGGAGCAACUCACUUCUAGCUAUCUAGACGGAAGUAUACAUGGAAUGCAUGAUGCCAUGCAUACAAAGUUUACCAUGUACAAGUAGGUUGUGCAGUUGCAUCACUAGUCCUCUUCGUUAUGUUAUUAAAGUGGUUUUCUUGUUUGAAAUACACGGAAAGGAAUGUCUUAGGAAAUUAUUUUGAUUAAGAGAAGAGACUUUGCUCUAACUGCGUUCAUCUACGAAUUUCCCAUGUUUAGGAAAUUCCAGGGCGCCAUGCAGAUUGUAGCUGUGAUUGAAGUUGCGGUAUGAGUUCCCCAUUCAUUGAUUUCCUUCUUCGCCAGUAUUAUAUGUUGAACUGAGAAAGUAGAGAACUAUUUGGCUGAUUUAGGAAAUUCUCAUCUUUAGAUCUAUAUGAAUAUGGACGAUGCUAUAGAUGAUUACUGGUUCAGAUUGUUAGCGAGGGAGUGGACACAAUUCUGCAUCUUCAUGUACAUUGGGUAAGUUUCGGGCUAUCUCACAUCUAAAAAUACUUUCUCAAUGUUUUCAGAUUCUUCUCUCAUCAGUGGCAACUGUUCACUAUAUGCUAAUCACCGACUGUGUAGCUUCUGUCAACAAAGAACUCUUGCUUCCAAGGGUGAAUAUGAUUGAUGGGAAUAACUCACUUAGAGGAAUUCAACUUCUUUCAGGUGGAUAUUCAGACCACAGGAAAUUUCGCCACUCUUCUCUGUUAUGCGUAUGGUGAAGAGCCGAGGAGUGAGGGUUCCACUGCCAGUCUACCGUGUGGUAUGCUCUUUGUCGAUGAUUUCAAUGUUUUUAACCCGUAUAACUGUGUUGUUGGUGGUGGGACGGAAGAAAUGUAGAAGGUUUAUGUUGCAGAAUGCUCGAGUCCUUGCGUCCUGUGCUUUACAUCAAAAGUUUCUAUAGAUCUUCGCUUGCAUGUCUGAGUUUAAAGCCCCCUUCUCUUGUCUGACGGUUGCUCAUAUAUCUAUACAUGUUCUGCGGAAGAACUUUAGUUCACACAUCAACAAAGGCGAUAAAACUGUCUGGAAAUAAUAUAUUUCUCGAUUUACCCCAUCGCAAAAUCGUCAUCCUUGCUUCCAUAUAGGAAACUGGAAAAUUAUGAUAUUCCCCACCCAGGCCCAAUGUUUUGCAGUUAAGACAUUAAAUAAUAGCAUCCAUGUUCAUAUGCUUACAAUCAUUUUCGAUUAGUUUGUCAUAUCAUAUCUAUGAUUUCUUAAAAACUAUUUAGAUUCAUAACUAGACUAUGUUUCAUGCAAUUACCAUUCAUUUAUUUACGAUGAUUUAGGCGGUUCGCUUUCCGAAACCAUUAUGACGGCUCACAUUAUCUCAGGAAAUUGAUGCCGCCGACUUCAGAGAUCUGGCUUCUCAAUCAUUGCAGGUUGGGGUGGUGAGCUCGUUGACCAGACCAUCGUUAGACUCCCAGUCGAAGUUCCCUUAAAAUUACUACAUUGGCCGGAAAACCAUUUCCUUAUUUAGCUUUUUUAUCCUGCUGUGUUUACAUCGAUUUUGGUCAGACUAACGAAAUAAACUGCUCCGUAGUUCUCACAGCUAAUCUAUCAUGCGCAGCCAAAGUCCCUUCCCCGCGGAGACCCGCGGGGCUCAAUCGAUCAGCUGCUCGUCGUAGUUCAGCAUCCCGUUUGUAGGAAAGCGGCUGCCGCAUGA
Messenger RNA from Spirodela intermedia, 3637 nucleotides. The record is from the annotation of a GenBank genome assembly. Lineage: Eukaryota; Viridiplantae; Streptophyta; Magnoliopsida; Alismatales; Araceae.